Drosophila bipectinata is the source of this 573-nucleotide messenger RNA. Lineage: Eukaryota; Metazoa; Arthropoda; Insecta; Diptera; Drosophilidae. The record is from RefSeq and is a predicted model, not a curated record.
AUGUGUGCAUUUAAGGCUCCUUGCAAUGGAUCAGGAUGGUUGGUGAUUCAACGACGAAUGGAUGGAAGCGUGGAUUUUAAUCGGAACUGGACUGAAUACAAAGAUGGAUUCGGCAAUUUAACAGGAGAAUUUUUCAUCGGCCUAGAAAAGUUGCACCAAAUAACCCAAUCGGGUCAGUACGAACUUCUCAUCAAUCUGGGAGAAGUCGAUGGGUCCAGAAAUUUUGUCAAGUAUGAUUACUUCAAGAUUGGCAGUGAGGAAAAUUCCUAUACAUUGGAAUCAAUUGGAAAUCCCACCGCUGGAGGUGCGGGCGAUUACCUCAAAACCAACGUGAACGGGAAAUUCUCGACAUAUGAUAGGGAUAAUGACUUGGCGAUUGGAAGUUGCGUUGCUACACAUGGUGGUGGCUGGUGGUUUGGUCAUUGUGGCUAUAGCUCCCUAAACGGAAGGUUCUACAAAGAUGGAAAAAUUAAAGAUAGGUUAUACGGAAUAACUUGGGGCAUGUGGGCGAAAUACGACUAUACCUUUUCACUGACUUUUGUCGAAAUGAUGAUAAGACCUAAAACCUUUUAG